Molecule: messenger RNA, 2613 nt
Organism: Phalacrocorax carbo (great cormorant)
Lineage: Eukaryota; Metazoa; Chordata; Aves; Suliformes; Phalacrocoracidae
Source: RefSeq, a predicted model, not a curated record
CCCCCCCCCCCCCAAUCUUAGCUCCCUGGAUCUCCCUUCAUGCCCCCCAAGGCUCCCUACAGCCCCGAGGCCCACCAUGGGUCAGAGCAGGGCAUCUCCACCACCACCCGGGUCAUGAAUUGUUAAAUAUCCCCUGCCAGGGCAGACCCUGGGCCUCUGUUGGGCCUCUGGGUGCAUUCAGCGCCGAUACAGCCCUGCGCUGGGUGGGGGGACACGGGAAGGUUGCUGUUUGAGGGCUUGGUAUGAGCUGGGGCAUGUCUGCACAGCGAGAGUAGCCGCUGCGGGCUCCCGAAGUGCUCCAGGGAGUGCUGCCCCAGCCCUUGGCCUCGCUGGAGGCACGGAGCGGUGUGCUGGGUCUCUGUCUCAACACAGAGGCCAUGAAGAUUAACCAGAACACUGUCCUGCAAGGAAAGAGGGUGACCUUGGUGCCAUACACUUCUGCACAUGUGCCCCGGUACCAUGAGUGGAUGCAGUCAGAGGAGCUGCAGCGCCUGACCGCCUCUGAACCACUCAGCCUGGAGCAGGAGUACGAGAUGCAGCGCAGCUGGCGGGACGACGCAGACAAGUGCACCUUCAUUGUGCUGGACACGGAGCGGUGGUCCGGGCAGGCGUGUGCGGAUGAGGACUGCAUGGUGGGGGACGUGAAUCUCUUCCUCACUGACACUGAGGAUCCGACAAUGGGCGAGAUCGAAAUUAUGAUUGCAGAGCCCAGCUACCGAGGCAGAGGGUUUGGCAAGGAGGCGACGCUGAUGAUGAUGUCCUACGGAGUGAGAAAGCUGGGGAUCACUAAGUUUGAGGCUAAGAUUGGUCAGGAAAAUGAAGCCAGUAUCUGCAUGUUCAAAAAGCUUCACUUUAAGGAGGUUGCUGUGAACAGCGUUUUCCAAGAGGUGACGCUGAGGCUGGACGUCAGUGACCAGGAGAGACGAUGGCUCCUGGAACAGACAAACCACGUGGAGGAGAAGAGCUACGUUGAACUGAAGCUGCCAGCUGGGGUGCUGGAGACCUGACGGGCGCAUCCAGACGCACAGGCCUGGUGUCCAGGGAGGAACUGGAUGCUGUUGUGAGGUCUGGGUGUGGAGGACACCAGCGAGCCAAACGCUGCACUUGACUGUUCCGAGCAGUCUCCUUCGGUUACUUUGUCACCUUGUCAACUUUGCACCUUGUUGCAUCAGCCGGGAACACUGCCUGAAAUUUAGACCUGGAGGACGGCCACUAAUUCACAGGCCAGGAAUGACUAUAUAGGAGUGACUCUAAUCUUAAUGUGCUGUUCCAGCAGAGCCUAAAAUCACCAGCAGUUAAUUGAUUCCUGGUGCGACCAGUUUCUGGACAAGCAGCACCCACUGCUCGUUCUUCCACUGCCCUUAGAGCAGGAUUCAUCUCUUCAACAAGCAGUUUCAGUGUGCUGGUAGCUCAGUCUGUUUUCUCUUGAAUAAAAAAAGAAAAGCUGACAAAAACCUGAGGUUUCCCGAGAGCUGUCUGGGAGCAGUGGGGCUCAGCUGCUCACUUUGGCUGGUGAAAGGGUGGUUAGAAGUUGUAAGGACAGCAGAGACUCCUUGACCCGCAUUUUCUGGGGUGUGCUGGGCUGCAGGGGGACACCGCUGGGUCCUGGAAGUGAGAGGCCCAGGUGCGGGUGAGCACAACCAAACGGCAAGUGCUUGUUAACAUGAUGAGAAUUAUUGAUAUCAGCCGAUGGAGCCUAGAACAGAGCCUCGCCACGACGGCUGCGUAACGGGGGGAACUGGCAGCUGCAGGAGGCUGCUGAGACAAAACCUCUCACUGAGUUUCAGGACCAUGUUUUGGCAUGCUGCUGCCUGUUAAGAGCAUGGAUCUGGAAACCUCAGGCCUUGACUGAAGGGAAGCUGCACUUCAUUUUACCAGGCAGGUUUUGUGGAAGCAAGGAGGAGGAGAACACAACUGAAAGGAGACACAGGAGCAAUCCCUUUCUUCAAGGAGCUCAGGAGUUACUCUGCUGAGCCUGGAGGCUCCAUUCGCUGCUCUCCAGUAAGAUGAAUGGGGGGUGGGGGGAAUAUCUCUUACUGGGGGCAGAUACCUUUAGGGCAGGAGUUAGCCAGCAGCCUCUGCUGUGAUAUAUAUGAGAUCUACUGAAGAAGCGCUUGCCUGACGCCCACCGGGCAGACUUUUUAAUGCAGUUAUUUAGCCUGACCUUUCCUGCCCUCCGCAGCACACUCUCUACAGCAGGGAAUCUUGCUGAGGGGAGAGGACAGAAGGUAGGGAGGAAAACUGAGGCUCCUGCCUGUUUUCCCACUGUAAUAGCAGCCAUAAUGGCUAAUUCUAGACCAGAAAUUAUUUGUUGCCAUUACAGAGUACCAGGUAAUAGCUUUCAGGUUUGCCCAGGGAUGUUUUUAUCAGAGAUUGGUAGGCAGUGGAAUUUUUAGUAUUGCUGGGCCUGUAUUUUCAGGGCCCGGGGGUUUUAGUUUUCCAAUUUUAGUUCAUUUAAAUACAUCAUUCAUGUGACUAAUAUUAAAACCAAGCGUGGGAACAGUGUAUCACGGUAUUUUAAACAACAAGUAUUUAGCGUGGAUUUAGUUGUAGCAAAAGCUUUGUACUGUAAUAAAGUAAAGAGCAGCUCUACUUCCAGCUGGGAUUACCAUG